GCAGCCGCCCGGGGAUGGCGGCGGAGAUGGCGCCGCGGGUGCUGCCGCUGCCCAGGCAGCAGAGCUUCGGCCCGCCCACCGUCCCCAACCCUUUCGUGCACCCGGGGCGCCUCGGCGCCGGAGACAAGCUGCGGAGUGUUCUGCAGGGGAUUAUUUUGCUGCCCCUCCGUGCCACAUGCCUCACAUUCAUUUUACUGCUAGCCUGGCUGUUUGCAUCAAUUGCAACUUUCUGUCAGCGUGGAAGAGGAUCUGUACCACUGAAAGGAUGGAGAAGGAGGAUGAUCCGGACAACCCUCUCAGGCCUAACUCGAACCGCGUUCUUCGUAAUGGGUUUCCAGGUUAAAGUAAAAGGGAAAGUAGCGAGUCUCCCAGAAGCCCCAAUCAUUGUUGUAGCUCCUCAUUCAAGCUUUUUUGAUGCCAUUGUUUGUGCCCUAACUGGAAUGCCAUCCAUUGUGUCUAGAGCAGAGAACCUGUCCACUCCGGUAUUUGGCACAAUUUUGAGUUCCCUUCAGCCUGUAGCAGUCUCUCGUCAGGACCCUGAUUCCCGGAAGAACACGGUCGCUGAGAUAACUAAACGGGCAUUAUCCAGAGGCCAGUGGCCACAGAUACUGAUUUUCCCAGAAGGCACCUGCACAAACCGAUCUUGCCUGAUCACAUUUAAACAAGGUGCCUUUGUUUCACGAGUGCCUGUACAACCUGUGUUGCUCCGGUACCCCAACAAGCUGGAUACUGUGACCUGGACAUGGCAGGGCUAUUCAUUUAAAGUGCUGUGCUUACUGACAAUGUGUCAGCUCUUCACAAGAGUAGAAGUUGAGUUUCUGCCUGUUCACGUUCCUACUGAGGAAGAAAAGAACGAUCCCAUUCUUUUUGCCUACAGAGUCCGACAAACCAUGGCAACUGCUUUGAAUGUGCCAGUCACUGAUCACACUUUUGAAGAUUGCAGACUGAUGAUUUCAGCAGGACAGCUGACUUUACCCAUGGAAGCUGGACUGGUGGAGUUCACCAAAAUUAGCAAGAAACUCAACCUAAAAUGGAAUCAUGUCAGAGAGCAGUUGGAUACUUUUGCUGCUAUUGCAAGUGCUUCCAAAGGGGGAAGAAUUGGAAUUGAGGAGUUUGCAGACUACUUGAAGCUGCCUAUUUCAGAUGUCCUCAAAGAGCUGUUUCUACUCUUUGACAGGAACGGAGAUGGCAGCAUCGACUUCAGAGAAUAUGUAAUUGGUUUGUCUAUUCUUUGUAACCCAGCCAACACAGAAGAGACUAUUCAGAUGGCAUUUAAGCUCUUUGACAUGGAUGACGAUGGCACUAUAACAGAAAAGGAGUUUGCAUCUAUCAUUCAGUCAGCACUGGGGGUGCCUGAGCUUGAUGUUUCUAUGCUCUUUAAAGAAAUAGAUGCAGAUGAAACCGGGAAGUUGUCCUAUGAUGAGUUCAAGAACUUUGCAUUCAAGCAUCCCGAAUAUGCCUCGUUGUUUACUACGUACCUCGAUCUGCAGAGACACCAGGUAGAUCUGUCGGAUGAGCAGGACACUGAGUCACUCAAAUGCAAACACAGCCCCGUCAAGAGCACAACCCUGGUCUCAGAAAUAACACCAGUUGCAAGAAAUAAAGUCUGUCCUGAAGGCAAUGAAGAGGAUAGCUCAAGUACCUCUGACAAAAAGGAGGACUGAGAAGCGCUUAAGAAUUCAGCUUCUGAAUUCUACAGGAUUUUUUCCCUAGCUGUUCAUAAGCACAAUUGAUGUAAAAUAGAGAUGGAAGUUACAACUUAAAAAAAAAAAGGUUUCUAUUUUUUACUUUCAUAGCAGGAGGAGUUAUUCCUGUUUGAGUGUAAGGGAAAAACCACUGUUCUGUCCUUAAUGGCAGUAUCACAUCACUGGCCAUGUUGUUCAGUGUCUUCCAAGUUCAUGCUUCCACAAAAGUGACAGGUGUGCUAAGGGGGGUAAGAAACUCCAUCACUGCAGUGGCCUCUCAUAAUAGAGACUGAGAGGUCCACUUGUCUAAAAACAAGUGGAAUUUUUGGUGCUGCUCAAGUCCUCUACAUCCCCAAAGUGACUUAAGGGAAAAAAAUUAUGCCAGAGUGUUUUAAUUUGCAAUAUCCAUUAGCCUUUCUCAAGUUUCUGAGACACACAGAUGAGUUACAGGAAGCUGAGAGCUGAAACUGUUGGCUGUCCUUAGAUUUCCCUUAACUACUUGUGAACCAGCAAACCUAAACUUCUGAACAAGACAUGCUGAUUCACUGAUGUUAACAGAAGCAACUUUAGGCUUAAAGGCUAGGUAAAAGUGGAAAUAGCUCCACUUCUAACAACAGAAAACUAGUUGGAAUUCCAAGAUAGCAGCUUGCAGUCUACAGGAAAAUGCAGACAGUAAGAUCCAAGAAUGAAUGGACUAUUUCAAAAUAAAUAGAAUGUUGUUUACAGUAACAACUGUUCAAGAUCACAGUAGGAGGAACAUUUCAAACUCCAGCAUAUUUUUUAUUCUAGCAAUUAUCAAGAGAGGAAUGUGACCUUGCUCUGCAAAAUGUAAAAGGCAAAUAUGCUGUCAAGCCAUAGUUCUAGUACUUAGUAUCUACUCUAAAGUUGUCUCCUAGAAACCAUGUUUGCAUUACUGUGCCAUUACUCAGUGUGUUCUUAGGGUUUGGUUCAAAACCAAUCUCUUUCUAGUCAAUUAUCUGGGUAUGUUUUGCCUCAGUCCUCUCUAGUGCACUGGAAAUUGGGCCUUUACCUUUUUCCAUCCUUCAUCUGAAUGCACUUUAUACAGUAUUUAAAAUAUAUAGGUACUUAUGCAAAUACUUCUAAAUAAAAAUUUGCAAGAUAUGAAAUGACAAGAUAUUUUCAAAUUAAAACAGAGAUGAGCAAAGCCUAGAGUGUCCAGUACCAGUAAUAACCAGCUUUCAGCAGGUUUUCAUAUAUGAACUGAUAACCUCUGCCUCUAAGUAUUGCUUGCAUUGUCUGGCCAUAAGCUCGUUGCCAUGUUUAAUCUUUCUCUGUUUAUAAUUGUGCCUAUCCUGAUGUUUCAUGUGCUUAAAAUAAAUCUAUAUUUUUUAAAAGA
Empidonax traillii (willow flycatcher) is the source of this 3042-nucleotide messenger RNA. It is a transcript of the gene LPCAT2, whose product is annotated as lysophosphatidylcholine acyltransferase 2. Gene Ontology annotation, cellular component: endoplasmic reticulum. Gene Ontology annotation, molecular function: 1-acylglycerophosphocholine O-acyltransferase activity; calcium ion binding. The transcript is spliced from 14 exons. The record is from RefSeq and is a predicted model, not a curated record. The coding region runs from base 15 to 1664 and encodes 549 amino acids. NCBI's taxonomy places the organism in Eukaryota, Metazoa, Chordata, Aves, Passeriformes, Tyrannidae.